Messenger RNA from Diprion similis, 1978 nucleotides. RefSeq names its product arf-GAP with dual PH domain-containing protein 1-like. Gene Ontology annotation, cellular component: plasma membrane; intracellular membrane-bounded organelle. The record is from RefSeq and is a predicted model, not a curated record. Gene Ontology annotation, molecular function: phosphatidylinositol bisphosphate binding; GTPase activator activity. Gene Ontology annotation, biological process: positive regulation of GTPase activity. Lineage: Eukaryota; Metazoa; Arthropoda; Insecta; Hymenoptera; Diprionidae. The coding region runs from base 22 to 1179 and encodes 385 amino acids. The transcript is spliced from 6 exons.
GGUCAAAACGAGUGUAUCAAGAUGGCGGACUCGAACGAAAAGUUGUUAGCAGAGCUCCUAAAAAAACCUGGAAAUAACGUAUGUGCUGAUUGCGGAACUAAAAAUCCAGAAUGGGCUUCGUACAAUAUUGGCAUCUUUGUAUGCACAAGGUGUGCCGGUGUACAUCGAUCUAUGGGGGCACACAUAUCAAAGGUGAAACAUUUGAAGUUGGAUCGAUGGGAAGACUCUCAAGUAACCCGCGUUCGCGAAGUUGGUAAUAAUGUAGCACGACUUCAUUAUGAAGAACGAGUACCUUCUUGUUAUCGAAGGCCCAAUCAAGACGCACCACAAGUACUAGUGGAGCAAUGGAUACGAGCUAAAUAUGAACGUGAAGAAUUUUGUCACCCAGAAAGACAGAAUCAUUACGUUUCCGGAGUCAUGGAAGGAUUCUUGAUGAAGCGAGGAAAAGAGGACUCAAAAUAUCACCCGCGAAAAUUUGUUCUGUCAGAGGCCGAUGACACGUUAAAAUAUCAUGUCAAAGAGAACAAGGAACCAAAAGCUGUACUCAGGAUAUCAGAAUUAAAUGUCGCAUUUGCACCUGCAAAAACUGGCCUUCAAAAUAGCUUACAAAUUUCUUUUAUGAAAGACGGGACCACAAGACAUCUUUACGUGUAUCAUGAAGAUCCGGAAGUCAUAACAAACUGGUACCUGGCCAUUAGAUGUGCAAAGCUGCAUCGCCUACAAAUAGCAUAUCCUGGAAUCUCAGAAUCUGAAUUACUCUUACAACUGACGAGAGAUUUUGCGCGAGAAGGAUAUUUGUGGAAAACUGGUCCAAGGCAUUCGGAUGCAUAUAAGAAAAGAUGGUUCACUCUAGAUGGUCGGAAGCUGAUGUACCACGAUGAGCCUAUGGAUGCACAUCCGAAAGGAGAGAUAUUUUUGGGACACAUCGCGGAUGGCUAUGGUGUGAAACUGGGUGUACCAACCGGUGCUAAGGAUCAGGGUUUUUCCUUUACUCUUGAGACACCUGAGAGAAGUUUUUUACUUUCGGCUCAAAGCAACGAUGAUAGAACGCAGUGGAUGAGCAUCAUUCAAAGGGUGAUUGAGAAACCAUUGACUCCACACGAUAUAUCGAUAUCAGCACGUUUAGUGAGGAAACGCACAGCAAGUGGUACCAUGAAUAUUUUCUCAUCGGUGAGGUAGGGCUGGACCCCCUUAGUUAUCUGUCAUAAUUAGUAAAUAUUGUUAACUAGGAGAUCGAAUUAAACUAGACGUAACAUGAGUUAUAAUUCAUUAAAAAAGGACUAUUCAGUCCAGAUUUUUAUAUUUAAUAGAUGCCUCAUUUUACCAUACUGUGCUGUACUGAAGGGUCUUUUGAAAUCUGAAGAUCUCUAUGUACAAUUUAUCUAAACCGAAAAUCGGCUUGCGGUAGCAAUUUUUCAAUCGUACUAUGAGCCUUCAUACCAGCUAACAUUGUUUCUCAGCCGUGAUUGUAAAGAAGAGCUUAAGUACUAAAGCACGAGGGCCAACACAAAAGUUACAUGUACAGCUGUUUUUCAGAAUAAGCUUUAAUAGCACAUGAAAUUUGUAAAAUAUUAUAAGACUGGUAAUGAAACUAUUUACAUGCAGUAUCGAUGACCGUUUAAUUUAGAGUUUUUGUAUUAUUAUGUUAUUACAAUUGGGAAAUCAGAGAAAUGUAAAUGCUGAUAUCUUGAAACAUAUAAGGUUUAGUGAAUAUAUAGUCUACCUUUUAUAGACAUAUAGAUCUAGUUGCUUUGCGAAAUCUUAUUUUACAAAUAACACACGAUAUGAAAAUAAAUUAGCGUCAUUGUUAAAAUCAUGUCUUAUUCAUUAAAGUAAUAAUUAUUUCAAGAUAUCAAAUACACAACAAACUUUAGAACAAAUUCAGAUCAUACCUACGUCUGUUUUAUGAGUUUGACACACAUGUAUGUAUGUUAUGUGUACAAAUAAUAUAGUUGUGUGCAUAUCGACGGGUCCUAAU